Messenger RNA from Dovyalis caffra, 396 nucleotides. NCBI's taxonomy places the organism in Eukaryota, Viridiplantae, Streptophyta, Magnoliopsida, Malpighiales, Salicaceae. The record is from the annotation of a GenBank genome assembly.
AUGGCACGUAGGAAGCUUAAGCUUUGUCCUAUGAUGGGUAAACCAAAAGAACCUGGCGGAACCUUUUUCGAACUUAUCCUGGUCAGGAGAAGGUAUAGUGGGAGAAUGAAUAGAAGAAGUAUGGGGAAAAAUAUUACUGGACUCAUAGUUACUAGAAAAAUUUGUGCUACUGUGAUAGCAAAUUAUGACAGAUUACAUAAGAGCAGCCAGAAGAGGAUCAUCGGAAUCACCGGCAAUGCAUAUAAAUUCUUUCACAAAAUGUUAAGACCAAAGGUUGUAGGUGAAGCGACAAAAAAAGUGUUUUUAACUCACCAGAAUACUAGUCAGGAUCAGCUGCUGUAUGUGGGUAAAAAGAGGUACCAUUCUGACAACAGUAUGUACGUGCAAGCAUCUUAA